CUCAGUUUCGCGGCAACUACAGGAUCCAAGGUAACGUUUGAACUAGCCAGCUGGGCCGCAACGUCGACUUCAUCCACCCUGACCGCCACCGAUCCCGGAUGCGCACGUUUGACUGAGCUUUUGUCGCUGCUGGAAUCCAUGGGGAGGGGGAGAGGACGAAAGCGAAGAAAGUAUGCAGGAAAGAUAGGCGGGUUUUAAGGAAGCCAAGGGAGUGCCGUAAUAUGAAUAAUCUGUGAUUAAGAUUUGCGUGUAUUCAUUGAACUUUGCGUAGUAAGUAGCCGCAUGUCCUUCGUGGCUUCAUCCGUUGAUGUCGAGGAUUGCUUAACAGCGGCGUCGGAAGCUAUAAGGUUUCACCGUGCUUCUCAGGCUGCGACUGGACCCUGGGAUUAUGAAAUGGAGCGGGAGGAUUCGAGGAUAGUGCCUGAAGUAUUUAGGUAAACGGUGCGGGCCUCCGAGUGGACGAGGACGGAUCUGGACGAUGCGGGCUCAGGGCUACCAAGGAAAAGACAUUGAUGGGUAUGUACCUGAAAAAGGAAACUGUCAACAGUCAUCUCCUCCUCGGCUUUGCCGGCUUGGUUUGUCCUUUCACGACGUGUUUCUUUGCCCCAAUAUAUUCGUCCAAUGGCGUCGGAAGAGAGUCACCAUGAGACCCGAGAGUGGACACUUGACCCCGAAACAGAAUACAGGUUUGAAUUGGAUCCAGGGACAUCGUUAGCUAUCAAGCUCAUUCGCGGUAACGCUGAAGUCUUCGGCGCUGAGCUGGCGCCUAACAAGCAUUAUCUGUUUGGGCAGGAAUGUAAAGCUGCGAUCUUCACUUGGAGGGGAUGCACGAUCGAGAUGAGUCUUGUCUACGAUGGGAUGCGCGUCCGCGCGUUGAGGGACCUUCGAGGAUCGCCUGUUCCCGACUUUGAGCGUGACAAGCCCAGUGACCCCCCUCGUGUACUGGUCGUUGGACCAGAGAACUCGGGUAAAACAUCCCUAUGCAAGAUUCUCAUAAACUAUGCUGUUAGGGCUGGGCAAGGAUGGUCACCUCUUCUCGUCAACGUCGAUCCCUCAGAGGGUGGAUGGGCUGCCCCCGGGACGCUAUCUGUUGCUCCUAUACAAACCCCUCUACCGACUUCUUCUCCGGGCAGUCCGUUGGGCUCAGCAGCGACGUCGGCACCGACCGCACUGUCUUCUAAUGCCCUCGUUCCGCUCGCUUACUGGUACGGGCACCCGGAAAUCAAGCGCAACCCGCUGCUGAUGGAGCGGAUAAUUCGUAAUCUGGGACAAGCCAUUGAGGACCGAUAUCAAGUCGAUGCCGAAGGCAAGUGCAGAACGGCUGGGCUCGUCGUCGACACGCCAUCCAGCUUUGCCCCAGGCCCUGGCAACAACGACUCCCGGCAGAAGCUGAUCAGCUCUUGCGUGGAAGCGUUCAAAAUCAACGUCAUUCUUGUCGUCGGUCACGAAAAGCUCAAUGUCGAGCUACAGCGAGCGUACGGCAACCGAAUUACCGUCGUCAAAAUACCGAAGUCGGGGGGUGUCGUUGAAUUGGACCACCUCUAUCGGCAGCGAGUGCACAUGUAUCAGCUCCACACCUACAUGUACGGCCAAAAGCUACCUCUGCCUGCGGGCAUCACCUCCGCCUCGCUCGGCGGCGAAACGGUCUCGGAUCUGAUCCUGUCUCCGUCCUCGACCAUCAUCAACUUUGACGACCUAUCGAUAUUCCGGAUCGGAGCAGAAACCAUGGCCCCAUCCUCUGCCCUGCCCAUCGGAGCAGCCCGGACGGUCUCUGAAACGCAGUCGGUGCCGAUUGACCCGGCCUCUCCCGGUUCCGGUCUGCUCAACGCUGUGCUUGCCAUUGUGGCUCCUUUGAGUACAGAUGAGUCGGAACGGUACGACGAAGAGCUGCUGGACCAGCCCAUAUCCGGCUACCUUGUCAUGUCCGUCUCUGAUUUCGGUGAUCCCCGCUUCUAUCGUGCUGACUCCGCAACUAGCACGAAUGUGGACAUUCCCCAACGCAAAUUGACUGUUCUUUCCCCCAACCACGGGUCGAUUACAGGUCGAACAGCAAUCACUGGCUCGUUCGAGUGGCAGGAGUAA
This is a messenger RNA of Mycena citricolor, 2082 nucleotides long. NCBI's taxonomy places the organism in Eukaryota, Fungi, Basidiomycota, Agaricomycetes, Agaricales, Mycenaceae. The record is from the annotation of a GenBank genome assembly.